GAUAAUAUCCACUAUGGCGGGAGGGUGGGUAGUGUUUGUGUGUACAUUGAGCAGAUUGCUCAUUGCUGUCGAAAAAAAUAUAAAUUGUGAGAGAGGAAUACAUUACGAGAACGGGUUUGUGUGACCUCAAUAUCGUUACAAGGCCGUUGGUAUUUGUUGUUGUUGUACCUACGUGAUGAAAAGUCAUCGCGGCCACAGUAGUAUAGGAGGUACCUAUAACAUAUCUUUGUACGUAGUGUUUUUGUCUCUUAUAAAUUAUAAUAGUAAAGUAUAUAUUUUAUACGUCAUUUGCGGGAGACAAAUAAAAAAAAAUGGAUGUCACCAAAUUGGACGAAGAGGAAUUGUCGUACGAGUUGAGGGUUAGAGGGAUAGCCGCCAUGAACGAUGUAAACGAAAUGAGGAGUGUUCUGCGUGGUCUGUUGAGAAUUGAAGUCGAGGGCAACUCUUUAAUGAAUACCGAUACCAAAGUAUUGGGAGUUGACGUAAAGAAUGAAGUAAAGACAUGCAUUAAAAAAUUGCAAGUCAUCAAUGCAAUGAUUGACAACAUUCAAGGGGACAGGUACAGUGAACAGUAUAGAGCGGCAGAUGCAAAGUUAUGUCAUUUGAUGAACCGUGUUGAUAAGUUACCGGCUAUUGAAAAACGAGAUCAAAAUGACAGGUCUAAUUUAUUAAAAGGAAUAUUGUUCUUAAUGAGAAAAAUGGAAGGUAUGGCAUCUAAUACAAGCGUUGUUGAAACAAAUACAAAUCAAAAUGACGGUGCAGCUGGAGCUGGUACUGUAGUCUUAUAUGAGAAAACAACUACCACAAAAAUGAAUUCCACUUAUGGAAGCGCUGAAUCUACUGCUUCAGAUGAAGAAGAAUAUUUUGUCCAACAAGGUGUAGCGAUAAAAAGUUUAAGUAAAUUGCAUAAAGGAUCGAAGAGUCAUAAAAAUGCAGAGACUCAUUACACAGGAUUACUGAGAAUAAUGAAAUAUAGAACUGCAAAGUAUAUUGAAUGGAAGCCAACUGAAAUGUCAAUAUUCCCUGAUGUAGAUGAAUGGAAUAUAGUUGAUACUGGAUUCAAACAAAAUGGGAAAAAUAAAAAUGAUCGCAGUAAUAUUGAUAUAAAAAUUAACUUGGCCACAAUGAAGAGUUAUAAAAUGAAAAAACACAAAAAACAUCAAAUAUCAAUACUCCAAACUAAUGGUUCACUUGUUACAUUUUUAUUUGAAAGCUCACCUAUUAGUGAUUUUGUGACAGCUUUAAAGACCUUACUUCAUACAGAAAAAGAAAUACGACACCACAGACCUACUGGAGUGAUAUUGGUAUUGGGUGAACGACAAGAUUCAGAUCCUCUAUGUCAGUCAAUUAAAGAGUUAAAAAUAUUUCCUGAUCAACCACCCACAAGUACAGUCUGGAGCUUCAUUAGUGGCUUCCAAAACAAUCCUGUGGAAAAAACUUAUGAAACAUUUGCUAAAAUUAGUGAUGUUCUUUUGACUCGCACACCAGACACAAGACCAGACCAAGAAGUAGCUGAACUCUUAAAUAGAGCUGAGGAAGAUGAUGAAUAUACUAUGGUAGAUCACCCUCCACCAACUGUAUUGCCACCAAGACCAGCAAUAAAGUCAAGAGGACAGCCGUUAGAUCAAACCACUUUUUACCACUCUAUGAAUGAUGAGGGUCGAAUAACGAACGAAGAUUACAUCAAAAACAUAAUUUUUUAUGGAGGUUGUGAACAUUCAAUAAGACACGAAGUAUGGAAGUACUUACUUGGAUAUUAUCCUUGGAAUUCUACUCGAGAACAGCGUAUAUACAUUGAUAAACAAAAAAAAACUGAAUAUGAGAGAAUGAAAGUACAAUGGAUGAAUAUGUCUUCUGAUCAAAUAUCAAGGUUUAAUAUGUAUAGAGAUCGAAAGAGUCUAAUAGAUAAAGAUGUAUAUAGAACUGACCGCACUCUCGACUUUUAUGCUGGAGAAGGAAAUGAAAACCUUGUUAAACUACAUAAUGUAUUGAUGACUUAUGUUAUGUACAACUUUGAUCUCGGUUAUGUCCAAGGUAUGAGUGACUUGUUAUCACCAAUAUUGAUGAUAAUGAACAGCGAUGAAGUAGAAUCCUUUUGGUGUUUUGUGGGUUUCAUGAACAGAGUUAAUACUAACUUUGAAUUGAAACAAACCGGCAUGAAAAAACAGUUGAACGAUUUGCAUUACUUGCUUACAACUGUAUCGCCAAAAUUAGAAAACCAUUUGAAAAAGAUGGAUUCCAGCAAUAUGUACUUUUGCUUUAGAUGGCUUUUGGUAUUGUUCAAACGAGAAUUUAUUUAUUCUGAUAUCAUGCGAUUGUGGGAAGUAUUAUGGACAGAUAUUCCCUGUGCAAAUUUCCAUUUGCUAAUAUGUGUGGCGAUAUUGGAUAACGAAAAAGAUACAAUUAUCAAUGAAAAUUAUGGAUUAACUGAAAUAUUGAAACACGUUAAUAAUUUAUGUGAACAAAUUGAUUUGGAUAAAGCUUUAACUACGGCUUAUAGUAUUUAUGAACAGCUGAAAGAAGCACAGCCAUCAUUACAGGAUUCAGUUAAUGAAUUACUUGGAUUCUCAAUAUCUCAUUCUGAAACUAUAUUAUCUAGUGACAGCAAUUCUAGAGAAGAUGAUUAUGAAAAGGCCUUAUCAAUGCAUUAUACAUAAUAACUAAACAAUCAAUGUAUAGAAAUGUACUACUGUGAUCAAAGUCAAACAUUAUAAUCUCAUAGUUAAAUAGUUGUAAACGUUUAAAGAGAUUAUAUAUAGAUACUAUUAAAUCAGUAUAUGAAGAUUUAUCCAAACAAUUUCUUGUUAAAUUUAUGUGAACCUUUUAUAGGUACAUUUAACUUAUAUAUAUUUUAUCAAUUAUUAUUGUUGAAUAUUUUAUUGUGAUAUUUGCCUUUUUUGGUCAACAACUUUUUGAGUGUUAAAUUUGAGUUUGAUUUGUAAUUAACACUUAUACUUAAGUCUUUAUAUGAUUGUAUAUCAAGUUGUUAUCAUAUUUUAUAAUUCUUUAAACACACUUUUUUUUGUACUUUAUUAUCCUUCUAAACCUGUUUUUCUAACCACCACCAUAUUAUAUGAUUUGAUUUUACUCAAU
Messenger RNA from Myzus persicae (green peach aphid), 3093 nucleotides. Its product is annotated as TBC1 domain family member 15-like. The record is from RefSeq and is a predicted model, not a curated record. The transcript is spliced from 11 exons. Gene Ontology annotation, biological process: activation of GTPase activity. Lineage: Eukaryota; Metazoa; Arthropoda; Insecta; Hemiptera; Aphididae. Gene Ontology annotation, molecular function: GTPase activator activity. Bases 312 to 2657 code for a protein of 781 amino acids.